Messenger RNA from Endocarpon pusillum Z07020, 1362 nucleotides. RefSeq lists its product as uncharacterized. Gene Ontology annotation, molecular function: peptidyl-prolyl cis-trans isomerase activity; protein tyrosine phosphatase activator activity. NCBI's taxonomy places the organism in Eukaryota, Fungi, Ascomycota, Eurotiomycetes, Verrucariales, Verrucariaceae. The transcript has a single exon. Gene Ontology annotation, biological process: mitotic spindle organization. The record is from RefSeq and is a predicted model, not a curated record. Gene Ontology annotation, cellular component: cytoplasm; nucleus; protein phosphatase type 2A complex. Bases 1 to 1362 code for a protein of 453 amino acids.
AUGCUACAACACUCUAUACUUGAGGUUCUUGACCGUUCGGUGGAGCACAAAUUUCUGCCACCAGUCAAGAAAAUCCAUGAUGGACCAGAUGUCGCAUUCUUUCUUACUUCCAUUGCUUACAGGGACAUUAUGACCUUCAUUAUGCAGCUGAACCAUUCUAUGAUACCUAGAAAAUCCGAGAGUGAUGGAGUCAAAACAACUCAAAUCUGGGAGCUCGGUUCAGAUGCCAUAACCUUGUCCGAGCCCAUUCGAAAGCUUCAGCAGCUGAUUGGUCGUCUCAAUUCUUUACUUGAUGAAGUGCCGCCUGAUACCGGUCCUCGUCGGUUUGGUAAUGUCAGCUUCAGAAAAUGGUACGGCCUCGUGGAAGAGAAGCUUCCAGUUCUGCUGCAAGAAUUCCUAUCUUCAGAUAUUUUGUCGUUCGGGUGUCAAAGCAGUGAUGCUGCUAGAAUAACUGCUGCAGAUGAGCUUCAAGUUUAUCUGUUGGGGUCCUUCGGCAGUCCGCAAAGACUUGAUUAUGGCACUGGCCAUGAAUUGAGCUUCCUAGCGUUUUUGGGAGCUCUCUGGAAAUUGGGCCUCUUUGAAGGUCAGGGCCCUGGUAUUGCCGAGCGAGGAAUAGUCAUUGGUGUCUUUGAGCCCUACCUGAACCUUGUGCGGCGAUUGAUCAAGUCGUACACUCUGGAACCAGCGGGCUCUCAUGGCGUAUGGGGUCUUGACGACAACUCUUUUUUGCCCUACAUAUUUGGUUCUGCUCAGCUCGCUCCAGCAAUCGAUGAAGCAGAUCCAGCACCCAUCGAAGGAUCACUGCCUGAAGCCCCCGAUGCGUCCUCUGUCGCAAAUCGCAGCUUGGUACAGCGCGAGAGAACCAGAAAUAUGUACUUCUCGGCCAUUGGCUUCAUCUUUGAUGUCAAAAGAGGGCCUUUUGGCGAACAUAGUCCUAUGUUGUAUGACAUCUCAGGUAUCACAGCGGGGUGGGGAAAAAUUAAUAAGGGCAUGAUUAAGAUGUACAACGCAGAAGUCUUAUCGAAGUUUCCAGUCGUCCAGCAUUUCCCCUUUGGUUCAUUAUUUCGCUGGGAGAAAGAUCCAGAUGCUCACCCACCACCUCCUGCCAGUCACACCACACACCAGCCAUUACGUGAGCCUCAAGCUCCUGGCGGGGACGCUUCGAGAGCACGAACAGGGUACACCGCAGCUUCUUCGGUUGCUGCAGCCUCCCUUGGACCUGGUACCGCUCCCCCUUGGGCUACAACCCCAUCAAAUCCGCCCAGAGGUGUGGUAGAUGGCGUCACGCGCGCACCUUGGGCUUCAGCUACGAAGCCGCCGCCACCACCUGUCAAGCGUAACAGACCAGGACCAAACGGUUGA